Annulohypoxylon truncatum is the source of this 808-nucleotide messenger RNA. RefSeq lists its product as uncharacterized. Lineage: Eukaryota; Fungi; Ascomycota; Sordariomycetes; Xylariales; Hypoxylaceae. The transcript has 3 exons. Gene Ontology annotation, molecular function: protein binding. The record is from RefSeq and is a predicted model, not a curated record. Gene Ontology annotation, biological process: proteasome regulatory particle assembly. Bases 184 to 798 code for a protein of 204 amino acids. Gene Ontology annotation, cellular component: cytoplasm; nucleus.
AUGUGGAUCGGUUACCUCAUUGGCUGACCCCGCCAUCCCACCUCCCAACGCGUCCUCUCUAUGCCGGCCUAAACCUCACUCCUCAACUCCAGCCAAUUCCAAAGCUUCUUAAAAAACUGAUUAUCUGAUAUAUGGUAACGACUAUCAUAUGAUGACAGUUGACCUGACCCGUUCAAGAAUAUAAUGGGACUUCCAUUAAGAAUGGAUACUAUUCACGCACCUACGGUUCCUGCGGGACCUUCGUCCCGGCCACUGGCGAACGGAAAUGCGAAGCACCUAUCCUUUGCCGAGCUUCAGGCUAAGAAGGAGAAUUUGGAAGCCGAACUGAAGGCUUUGAGCAGUGUCCUUGACUCUCAUGGAGUCAACAUGGAAACGCCUUUGACUACCGCCGACGGGUUUCCCCGAGCAGAUAUUGACGUGGCACAAAUACGCACCACUCGAGCACGAAUCAUUCAUUUGAAGAACGAUUACAAAGAUCUCAUGAGCGCUAUAGAGAAACAUCUCCACGAACAUUUUGCUAGCAUCCAAGACACCGAAGAUGUUGUACCCACGUCGACAAGCCGUACCGGGAUAUUAGGCGACUCGAUCCCAGCCACUCUAGAAGAACCCUUUGCGAAAGUCAACAGCGUCGUUGCAAACAGCCCAGCGGAGUCCGCUGGCUUAAAACCUGGAGAUGAGAUCCGAAAUUUCGGGUACGUAAAUAAGGAAAAUCAUGACGGUCUUAAGAAAGUAGCAGAGUGUGUCCAGGGCAAUGAAGGCGUAAGUCGAACCCCACCAGAACCUGAUUCGUCAAGUUAGGCCCGUAAGA